AUGCCCAGCCUGUUCUCCAAACACCUUCACCUCUGUUUCUUCAAGCACAAAUACCCCACCAUCCUAUGCCACUCACACUCUCCACCACCCUCACCACCAUCCACCACCGAUCACUACUUCUCUUCUUCCUCCUCCUCCUCCGACUCCACCGAACCCGACUUCGCCUCCAUCUUCGCCUCCCAACGCUUCUUCUUCUCCUCCCCAGGCACCUCCAAUUCCAUCAUCCAAUCCCCCGACACUCGCACUUCCACCCCAACCGGUGGUGGCAUUACGGUCCCCAAGUACUCCCUCAACCCCUACGUCGAUUUCCUCCGUUCAAUGCAGGAAAUGAUCCGUUCCCGCCAAAUCUUUGACGUUAGAAAAGAUUGGGACUAUCUCCAUGAACUCCUCUUAUGCUACCUCGCUCUCAAUCCCACACAUACCCACAAAUACAUCGUUCGUGCUUUCACCGACCUUGUCGUCGAACUCUUGUCCUCCACCCCUCGCCGGACACGCAACAACCGGCGCCAGAGUAGUUUCUCAGGGAGCUUCGUGUAA
Abrus precatorius (Indian licorice) is the source of this 537-nucleotide messenger RNA. Its product is annotated as transcription repressor OFP12-like. Gene Ontology annotation, biological process: negative regulation of DNA-templated transcription. NCBI's taxonomy places the organism in Eukaryota, Viridiplantae, Streptophyta, Magnoliopsida, Fabales, Fabaceae. Bases 1 to 537 code for a protein of 178 amino acids. The transcript has a single exon. The record is from RefSeq and is a predicted model, not a curated record.